Molecule: messenger RNA, 381 nt
Organism: Vanderwaltozyma polyspora DSM 70294
Lineage: Eukaryota; Fungi; Ascomycota; Saccharomycetes; Saccharomycetales; Saccharomycetaceae
Gene: PFY1
Product: profilin
Exons: 2
Coding region: 1-381 (126 amino acids)
Cellular component (GO): cell cortex
Molecular function (GO): actin monomer binding
Source: RefSeq, a predicted model, not a curated record
AUGUCUUGGCAAGCUUACACUGAUAACUUAUUGGCUACUGGUAAAAUUGACAAAGCCGUUUUGUACUCAAGAGCAGGUGAUGCUGUUUGGGCUUCAUCUGGUGGAUUAGCCUUGGCUGCUACCGAAAUUUCUGGUAUUGCUCAAGGUUUUGAUGAUCCUUCUCACUUACAAAGCAAUGGUUUGCAUAUUCAAGGUCAAAAAUUUAUGAUGUUAAGAGCUGAUGAUAGAAGUAUUUAUGGUAGACACGAUGCCGAAGGUGUUGUUUGUGUCAGAACUAAACAAACUAUCUUGGUUGCUCAUUAUCCUGCUACUGUUCAAGCUGGUGAAGCUACCAAAAUCGUAGAACAAUUAGCUGAUUACUUGAUCAGUGUCCAAUACUGA